AUGGAAGAUUGCAAUCCCUCGAAGUGCCCUAUGGAACCGAAGCUGAAUUUAUGCAAAGAUGAAAUAGGUAUUCCUGUAAAUGCAAAAGAGUAUCGGAGGAUCAUUGGAAGCCUGAGAUAUCUUACUCAUACCAGACCAGAUCUUGGUUACUCGGUUGGAGUCGUGAGUAGGUACAUGGAAUUGCCGAAAGAGAGUCACCUUAAGGCGGUCAAGCAGAUUCUGAGGUAUAUCAAUGGAACAAUCUGUUAUGGACUUGUUUAUUGUAAGGGAGGUGACAGAGGACUACUCGGCUUUAGUGAUAGUAGUCAUGGCAUGGAUCUUGAUGAUCGUAAUCGUAAAGGUACAACCGGUAUGGAGGUAAUCUUAUCACUUGGUGUUCUCAAAAGCAGCGAACUGUGGCACUCUCCUUCUGUGAAGCUGAAUUUAUGGCUGUGA
Messenger RNA from Andrographis paniculata, 435 nucleotides. RefSeq lists its product as uncharacterized. The transcript has a single exon. The coding region runs from base 1 to 435 and encodes 144 amino acids. The record is from RefSeq and is a predicted model, not a curated record. NCBI's taxonomy places the organism in Eukaryota, Viridiplantae, Streptophyta, Magnoliopsida, Lamiales, Acanthaceae.